Molecule: messenger RNA, 1541 nt
Organism: Bactrocera oleae (olive fruit fly)
Lineage: Eukaryota; Metazoa; Arthropoda; Insecta; Diptera; Tephritidae
Source: RefSeq, a predicted model, not a curated record
UUACGUAGACCUGGCGAGUCCAUAGAUAUGCAAAGCAUUUCUAUUCGCGCACUUCAAAUCGAGUGGUCAUAUUAAUUUUUUCCUUACGUGCGUAAAUUUAUAUGUGCAUAUAACGUUAAUAAUGCCGGUUUUGAAUAUUGUGCCAGUUCUUCGUUUCUACACUAUGUUGCUGCGUCAUCUGGGAAUAAUGCCAAUUGGCUAUUGUCCGAAGGAAAAUAAAUAUGUGUUGCAGACUGGAUGGAAAUUUCAAUUGAUGCAUUGGAGCUUACAAUGCACUUAUAUGCUAUCGAUGUCAAUUUUGGUAACGAGAAGAGAGACGUUCUUCAGUAAGAAACAUAAUUCUAUAGAACACAACUACUGGAGCAUACUGGUUUUCGGUGCAAUAUUAGUGCAAUUCUUGAUAAAUGCUUGGAUUUUGACGCUUCGCCGCUUUCAUUUGAACAUUAUAACCUAUUGCAUUCAUUUAACGGAACAAUUGUCCGGCAUUGCCACACGAAAAGUUGGCCUUUAUCAGCUAAUUAUAAUGGUGGCCGUUAUGGGAGCAAGUGCGCUCAACACUUGCUUCAUGUGGAACAAGCUUUUGAUGCCGAGUACAUUCAAGGACAUGUAUCUGCAUAUGCCUUGGCUAAUAUUUCAAAUAUACUACUUUAUACUAUCGUUCAUAUUAUCGAUUUAUAUUUGCAUCGUUCAAAUCAUAGCUGAACAUUUGAUCACUCUUAACACUUUUAUUGCGACAAUUACGUUUAAGCGACAUUUGCGUAUUACCGAUAUAUAUUUAGACAAUAUUCAAAGUUAUUUAGAAAUCUAUGACAACCUACUGUUUCUAUGCACUGAAUAUAUAAGUAAAAGUUACGGCGUUAUUUUUGUACUCAUCACAUUUAUUUCGACGCUCGAUAUAACUUUCAUUGUGUAUACGAUGUAUACAGACCCCAUUGACGGAUAUUUGGAGACUAUUUAUUGCGCAGCUCGAUCGCUAUCUUUCGCAUUGCCAUCUGUCAUAUUCCUGUGUAUGGUGUUUCUGGGCAGUAACAUACAGGUUCAGGCGAACAAUACGCUCAAAAUUCUUGCGAAAAUUCCGCACACUGGAACCGGGCUGGACAAAAUGGUGGAUAAGUUUUUGAUGAAAAAUAUACGUAAGAAACCGAUGUUGACGGCUUAUGGAUUUUUCCAACUGGACCGCAGCGCUUUGUUCAAGCUUUUUACGGCGAUUAUUACGUAUAUUAUGAUUUUAGUGCAAUUUACAGACAUUGAAAACUCCUUAAAAUCAAAAAAUUGAGAACAAAAAAAAACACUAAACUAUUGUGUAAUGUGUAAUUUUUAUUCAAAUACCACCAUCGUUGGUUUGAACAAUAAUUCAUGUCGAAUUUAAAGAAGAUAUCUUAGCAAAUAUAAAAGUUUUCCAUACAAGAGUUUUAUUUUAAGCGAUCAGUUUGUAUGGCAGCUAUAUGCUAUAGUAAUCCGAUAUCGGCGAUACCGACCAAUGAACAGCUUCCUGGGGUGAAAAAGACGUGUGCAAAUUUUCUGAACGAUAUGUCAGAACU